Stegodyphus dumicola is the source of this 366-nucleotide messenger RNA. Its product is annotated as zinc finger X-chromosomal protein-like. The record is from RefSeq and is a predicted model, not a curated record. Lineage: Eukaryota; Metazoa; Arthropoda; Arachnida; Araneae; Eresidae.
AUGUUAUGUUUGCAAAAAUUAUUAGAUGUAUCAGCUGCUGAAGACUCCACUGAAGAAACAGAUGAUGAAGAUGUUAUUUGCAGAACUUGCAAGAAAUGGUUCACAUCUGAAUUUACUUUAAUGAAGCAUAGAAUGUGGCACCAUAAGUCUGAACUUGGAGUUUUCAAAUAUAAUUGUGACAAAUGCCCAUAUGCUACUAAUGCUAGUUCAAGUCUCAAAACUCAUGAAGGCGUGCAUGCACUUAAUCGUCCAUAUAAAUGCCGAUUUUGUGGAAAUGGUUUCAAGGCACUUAGCAGUUUAAAUAAUCAUAUAGUUAUUCAUGUUGGGGAAAAACUUCUUGUGCAUCACGUUAUGCCUCGUCAUUAA